Caenorhabditis sp. 36 PRJEB53466 is the source of this 1393-nucleotide messenger RNA. NCBI's taxonomy places the organism in Eukaryota, Metazoa, Nematoda, Chromadorea, Rhabditida, Rhabditidae. The record is from the annotation of a GenBank genome assembly.
AUGGUCUCGCCCUACGAAACGGACAGCUCUCGCCCGCCUUACAUGUCCUCCUAUGCGGUGAGUCUGCGGUUACUGUAGGAUAGUUUUAGCACUUCAAUUGUUUUUGAGUGAAAUUUUCACAUUUGGAACUUCAUCUCUCUAGACUACUCUAAGAGUUGAUGCUUAAUUAAUACCCUCUCAACUAUUGCCAACUUCUAAGAGCUACAAUAGCGUUAGAAGUGGUUGUAGAAGAAUGGCGUCAACUACAAAAAUGAUAUGCAUGUCAAGUAGAUGUUUUUUUUAGUUGCUCAUUGUUUUGCAUAACCACUCUGAAGACUGCUACAGCCCUCGGAAGUAGCCCCGUCGAAUUUCAGAAUGAGGACGCCUGGGGUCAAGGGGAAACGCACAAAUCCUCGUUCAUCACCCGCAAGAAGGACUAUUCCCUGCUCACCAAAUGCAUAGCUGAGUUCCUCGGCGAUCUGACAUUUGUCUAUGUUGGUGAGUCCCCCCGACAUUUCCGAACUUUGACGCCGAUCCUUCUGCAGGUACGAUGCAAGCGCACUUGUUCCCCAACGCCGACGGAAUUCUGCACGCGGCCUUCGCUCACGGCUUCACCAUCUUCAUUCUGGUCACAGCAUUCGGUCAUAUCAGGUAAUAAGGAUGGUGGGCGAGGUGACGGAAAUGCCGAAAUUAUGUCACUUGUUAGUAGCUCCGAUUGUCGCAGUCUUAUCAAUUAGACGCUAGCUUGUUUGUUUCGCUUGGAAAUAUUAUGAAGAUGCUUUCAGUGGCGGACACUUCAAUCCGGCAGUCUCCUGGGCGAUCGCCGGAGCGGGCAAGAUGCCCAUCUGGCAUCUGCCCUUCUACGUGCUAUCCCAACUGCUCGGCGGUUUCUGCGGAGCCCUUCUCACCGCUUCCGUCCUCUCGAGCAGUCAAUUACAAUCUAUAGCCGCCGGAGCGACUCUCCUCUCCGACGGCACUCAGUGGUGGCAGGGACUGAUCGGAGAGACCGUCGUCACCUUCUUCCUCGUCCACACCAUCCUCAUCAGCGCCGCCGACACGGACACGGUCACUCUGGCUCCGUUGGCCAUCGGAUUGACGCUCUCCAUCGACAUCCUCUCUACGUAGGCUUUCUACAGUAUCCCAUCGUAACCCUCCGUUUUUCCAGUGGCUCCAUCACCGGCGCCUCCAUGAACCCGGCCCGUUCGCUCGGUCCCAGCAUCGUCGGAUCGAUUUUUGACUCGGCGAACGGCUCCAGCUACUGGACCUACCACUACAUUUACUGGGCCGGCCCACUUCUCGGCUCCACAAUCGCUCUUUGCGUCUACAAGUAGGAGAUUACUGUACUUUUCUCUAUUUAACUGCUUUCUUUCUUUGCAGACUUUUCGAAUCGCGAGAAGAACGAAUCGUGGCAUGA